Messenger RNA from Alligator sinensis (Chinese alligator), 2971 nucleotides. RefSeq names its product adenylate kinase 1 (gene AK1). Gene Ontology annotation, biological process: nucleoside triphosphate biosynthetic process; ATP metabolic process. Lineage: Eukaryota; Metazoa; Chordata; Crocodylia; Alligatoridae. Gene Ontology annotation, molecular function: nucleoside diphosphate kinase activity; AMP kinase activity; ATP binding. Gene Ontology annotation, cellular component: cytosol; cytoplasm. Bases 6 to 1553 code for a protein of 515 amino acids. The record is from RefSeq and is a predicted model, not a curated record. The transcript is spliced from 12 exons.
AGAGCAUGCUCACCGGCUUGAUGUACUCCCGCCCCGAGGACCCCAUCAGCUAUCUGGAGUGCUGCUUACAGAAAGUCCGGGAGCUGGGUGGCCCCGAGAAGGUGCAGUGGGACACUUUCCUGGGUCCGGAGCAGCACUGCUUCCCCUCACUCAAUGGUGGGCAGGGGAAGAAGCCCUUCUUCCAGCCAGACCCUGGUGUGGGGCCAUACCACUGGUGUCUGCAGGCGCCUGCCUGUGGGUGCCUGCCGUCCAUCCAGAGCCAGUUCUCCAUCGAGAGCGACUCCGACAUGACAGAGUCCACUGGGCUGAUCCAGGAGUACGACGUGUUUGACCCCAGCAGACCCCGCCCCAAAAUCAUCUUUGUUAUUGGUGGCCCUGGCAGUGGGAAGGGCACACAGAGCGCCAAGAUCGCUGCCCACUUCGGGCUCAUCUGCAUCUCCGUAGGCGAGAUCCUGCGCAGUCAGAUGCUCCACCAUGCCACCAGUGACCGGAAGUGGGAGCUCAUCGCCCAGAUCAUUGCCAACGGGGAGCUGGCCCCACCUGAAACCACCAUUGAGGAGCUGAAGCAGCAGUUCCUCAAGCAGCAGGAUGCCAGAGGCUUUGUGGUGGAUGGUUUCCCCCGGGAGAUAGGGCAGGCCUUCACGUUCGAGGAGCAGAUUGGCUCCCCGGACCUGGUGGUGUUCUUGGCAUGCUCAAGCCAGCGUUUCCGGCAGCGCCUGGAGAAGCGAGCAUUGGAGCAGGGCCGGCUGGAUGAUAAUCCCCAUGCCAUCGAGCGGAGGGUGGACACCUUCAAGCAGAAUGUCCCACUGAUUGUGAAAUACUACCAGGAGAAGGGAGUCGUCAUCCGGUUCGAUGCAGACAGAGAGGAAGAUGAUAUAUUUGCUGACAUCAGCUCCGUGGUCCAGGCACAGCUUUACCCAGAUGGCAUGGACAAGCCUGAAGAUCUUUGCCCAGAUCCCCUCAGGAUGGCAACAGAAAAAUUGAAGAACCACAAGAUCAUCUUCGUGGUAGGUGGGCCCGGCUCAGGAAAAGGGACCCAAUGCGAAAAGAUUGUCGAGAAGUAUGGGUACACCCACCUGUCCACCGGGGACCUGCUGAGGGCAGAGGUUGGCUCCGGCUCUGAGAGAGGGAAGAAGCUUUCAGCCAUCAUGGAGAAAGGAGAGUUGGUGCCCCUGGACACAGUGCUCGAUAUGCUGAGGGAUGCCAUGGUGGCCAAGGCAGAUGUUUCGAAAGGGUUCCUGAUUGACGGCUAUCCUCGAGAGGUGAAGCAAGGCGAGGAGUUCGAGAAGAAGAUCGGGCCCCCAACACUGUUGCUGUAUGUGGACGCUGGGAAAGACACCAUGGUCAAGCGCCUGCUGAAGCGGGGGGAGACCAGCGGUCGGGCAGAUGACAAUGAGGAGACGAUUAAGAUGCGCCUGGAGACCUACUACAAAGCUACGGAGCCAGUCAUUGCCUUCUAUGAGAGCAGAGGGGUUGUUCGGAAGCUGAACGCAGAAGGCACUGUGGACGACGUCUUCAAACAGGUCUGCACUCAUCUGGACACCUUGAAGUAAAGUGGGAAGGGGCCCUGCCUCCCCCCAGCCUCCCCUCUCACUCUCCUUCCCCCCAGAGAGCACUACAGACCCCCUUGCACUGUACUCAGAGCUGAGCCACGGCCCCCCCUCCCCAGCACAGAGAGCCAGCGAGCAUCUCCUCCCGCCCUGUCUCCCAUUCCAGCUCAAUGGCAGAGACAGCGGAAGUGGCUUUAUCCUGUUUUUAUGGACAGAGCCCUGAGGAGGAAAUUUCAAGGACAUUGUGUUUGGCUCCUUCCCCUCUCCCUGCAGUAAAGUUCACUUGAAUGAGCCCAGACUUUAUCUUUUUCUUCUGCAGCAGGAAAUGAGUUUUUCUUUCCAGAUAUUUUACCCCCCCACCAGCCCCUUCCACCCCUCCCUGAGGUUGAUUAAGGGCAGGAAGUAGCCUGUUUAUCCCACUCAACAGCACCAGCAGGAGGAGAGGGAACUGCUUCAGGACGGGACAGGCGUGUGUGGCUGGGGUGGAUGCUCCGACAAGGCAGGCAGUUUGCAUGAGCUUUCAUGUCAUGGAUUUCUGAAUGAAGCACAGAGAAAUCCUCGCUGGAGCCAGGUCUGAGUGAGACCCUCCCAGUCCACAGACAUGCAAUAGCAUAGACACUGCUUGGCCCUCAAGCCACACUGCUCCCCACAACAGAUGGGGGAGACAGCGGUUAGCCAUGGCUGGGAUGCCGAGGCAAGGUCAGACUCCACUGUGGAGCAUCCUUUUGCCCCCCUGUCUCUUCCACUGCCCACUGCAGUGCAGCCUGCCUGGAGCCAGGACUUGCCAGCACUGCCAGCAGGGGCAGGGGCCAGAAAAAUCCCUGCCCUAAGUCACAAGGGAACAGUCUGACCAGGAGCCUGGUUGCCCUGAGGCUUUGAUGCACCCCCUGUCUCCAGGGCUGAAGUGAGUCUCCACUGAAAGCCCUUCUCUGCCUGCUUUUGCACCCCCUUCUCAUGACUUCUGAGUGCUCUGUGGGGUGACUGGCUCCUCUCAGCACCACGCCGAAGUAAACACUGUGCCUCCUUCUGUCUCUGUCUUACUGAGCUUUUUACUGACACCGACCCACAAGACUCUCUUAUGCUCCCCACUCUCACACACCCAGGAGUUUCUCUUACAUUCCCUCUGUCAAAUACAUGUGCACAAGAGUCUUAUCUCUCUCCUUUCUUACACACACAGAGGAGUUUCUCAUGCUCCCUCACAAACACACACAGUCUUCCUCUCCCUCUCAUGCAUUUUAGUUCCAACUCUUCCUCUGGUUUUAUUUUUUGGUUGUUUUUUGUUUUUUUUUUACAAUGGUGAAAACCAUGAGUACUUAUGAAGAAAAAAUCUUCCCAACCCCCACGUCUUAAUGGUGGCAGGGUGCACCUGCUGCCCGAAUGUACAGCACCAUGUCGUUAUUAAAGAGAGUAGCUGAAAUGUG